CUUCCCAUAAUGGGCUCGAAACUCGACCGUUGAGACACGGGAACGAGAGAACAGAGGCCUUGAAAAGACACCCAAGGAAGAAAGAGAGGAGCAGAGAACAAUGCCGGCAGUGAGAAUGAAAACCCAAACCGUAGAAAUCUCACCAAACAACUCUGAUCAUCAUCUUCAAACCAACAAUGAGAACAAAACCCGAACCCCAAAAAUCUCACUUUAUGAACAGUCCAGAGAUGAAAGGAUCAAAGAGAACCUUGAAAGAAUGCAACAGCUUGGUCUCAAAGACCUGUCCAACUCCCUCCUCAACUCCAACUCUCAUCUCUCCUCAAGGCGUGGGCGUCCCCGCAGCGGCAGUAAGCCGCCAGUUACCCCACUACCCUCUUCCUUGUUGCCAUCUGGCCCCCUCCGCCGCUCCUCCAGGUUGCAAAAUACUACUCCAGUGUCCUAUUCAGAAGUGGUUUUGGCAAGAAAAGAUGAAGUUUUGGAGGAUGUGCAUCUGAAGCUAAAGGAAUCAGAGGUGUAUACGGAAGAGCAUGAGAAACUUUUGGGAAACACUGAAAGGAGCUGGACACUUUUUGUGGAUGGAUGUGGGAGUGAUGGAAGACGGAUUUAUGAUCCUGUCAAGGGAAAGACUUGCCAUCAAUGCCGGCAGAAAACUCUUGGUCAUCGUACUCAUUGUAGCAAAUGCGACAUGGUCCAAGGACAGUUCUGUGGAGAUUGUUUAUAUAUGAGAUACGGAGAGCAUGUGCUUGAAGCUAUAGAGAAUCCAAAUUGGGUUUGCCCUGUGUGUCGUGGAAUUUGCAACUGUAGUUUGUGCCGGCAAGCGAAAGGAUGGGCCCCUACUGGCUCUCUUUAUAGGAAGAUAUCACAAAUGGGCUUCAAGUCAGUUGCACAUUAUCUCAUUCAAACCCGACGUGUGCAAACCAAUAAUGAAAAGAAUCCAGAUACUAUUGAUCAGGUUUCUGCUAAGAGGUCGCUGUCCUUUCCAGCUCUAGAACUGCCAACAAAAGGAUCUUCUGAUGUCAAAAAUACUCAGCCUGAAAUGUUAAAGCCUCAAUCUGGAGAGGAUGGCUUGAACACCGAGAAAAAAGACAACAGUGCGUACCCAGAACCAAAUCCAACUAUUAUUCAUCAAAAUUCUGCAAAGAAAUCAUUGCCCUUCUCAAAUUCUGAAGCUGAGUUUGAAGAAGGGGAAUCUACAGAGAUCAACGUUGAUGCCCAUGGGCAGCUGGGAUCUUCAGAGUCAGAUUCU
Messenger RNA from Theobroma umbraticum, 1246 nucleotides. Its product is annotated as Zinc-finger domain of monoamine-oxidase A repressor R1. The record is from RefSeq and is a predicted model, not a curated record. Gene Ontology annotation, biological process: regulation of DNA-templated transcription. Gene Ontology annotation, cellular component: nucleus. Lineage: Eukaryota; Viridiplantae; Streptophyta; Magnoliopsida; Malvales; Malvaceae.